Molecule: messenger RNA, 672 nt
Organism: Ophidiomyces ophidiicola
Lineage: Eukaryota; Fungi; Ascomycota; Eurotiomycetes; Onygenales; Onygenaceae
Gene: MAD2
Product: Mitotic spindle checkpoint component mad2
Exons: 9
Coding region: 1-672 (223 amino acids)
Biological process (GO): mitotic spindle assembly checkpoint signaling
Cellular component (GO): nucleoplasm; cytoplasm; kinetochore
Source: RefSeq, a predicted model, not a curated record
AUGGCCGCAGAAAAGGAGAAAAGCAAGGUGCACCGACUGUCGCUAAAAGGGUCUGCGAAGCUUGUUGCGGAAUUUUUUGAAUACUCUAUUCAUUCUAUCUUGUUUCAACGGGGAGUUUACCCCGCAGAUGAUUUUACAGCAGUUAAGAAGUAUGGCCUUAACAUGCUUGUAUCGGCCGACGACCAAGUUAAGGCGUAUAUCAAGAAAAUCAUGUCGCAAUUAAACAAAUGGAUGCUGGGCGGGAAGAUAUCGAAGCUUGUCAUUGUGAUCACCGACAAAGAAACCGGGGAACAUGUUGAGAGAUGGCAAUUUGAUGUUGAAAUUUUCAAAUCUUCUCGAACGAAACCUUCUCAAAAAGUCACCGGGAAUGAGAACUCCUCGCCAAAUGACGUGGGUGCCGCAGCAACAAUCGAAAAGACCGAGAAACAGAUACAAGAAGAGAUACAGGCAAUUUUCCGCCAGAUCACAGCAUCUGUAACCUUCCUUCCCAUGCUAGAUGGAAAUUGCACGUUCAACGUGCUUGUCUACGCCGAUGCGGAUUCCGAAGUCCCCCUAGAAUGGGGAGACAGUGACGCCAAAGAAAUAAAAAACGGAGAGAAAGUACAGCUGAGAAGCUUCAGCACUAAUAGCCAUAGGGUUGAUACGAUGGUAAGCUAUAGAUUGGCUGAAUGA